AAAAAAAAACAAUUUGAAUGUUUCGUUCAUUGACUAAAUUUUCAACCGUGGAAAGAAGAAAGUACCAAUUCUACCCUCAAUUAAUAAGUUUAAGGGGAUAGGGGUCCGGAAGUUGGGGAAGAAGAAGAAGACGGAAACAAUGGCAAUUAGCUUAGGUAGAGUCGUCGUUCCGUCGUGUACCAUUUCUGGAGAUCGGCUCUUCAUACCUAACUUCUCGGCCAUCUGCAGCGUCUCUUGUGGACGAAUCAAUGUCGGAACCGGCGUAAUUUCUGCUCGUCGACGCCGUGACAUUGGCGGGGUUUUAAUAUCUAGCUGUCUCUCUACGGAUUCAUCUUCUUCUCCACCGUCUUCUUCUUCUGGGCCGAAGACGAAACUCUAUGUCAGUGGGCUUUCUUUCCGCACAACUGAAGAUACCUUACGGGAUACAUUUGAACAGUUUGGGAACCUUAUACACAUGAACAUGGUGAUGGAUAAAGUAGCUAAUAGACCAAAAGGUUUUGCUUUCCUACGGUAUGAAACAGAGGAGGAGGCUAUGAAAGCUAUUCAAGGGAUGCACGGAAAGUUUUUGGAUGGAAGGGUAAUAUUCGUGGAGGAAGCUAAAACCAGAUCAGAUAUGUCCAGAGCAAAACCCAGACGAGACUUCCCCAAACCUCAAUCCAAACCUCGCACCUUUCGUACCUGGUAGCUCUUUUGAUUUUGUCUUCAUACUGUGUAAUGAAUUGUAUAAUUUUAAAUGUAGUUUUCAGAAUAUACAAUGGAGUCAUUGGUGAACUCAUUCCAAGUUUAAACCAGAGUAACAUUAUUUUAAAUAACGUAAGUCAUGUCAAAAUGGAUAAUAUAGCUUUUAAAAGAAGAAGGUAAAAUCAAUUUCCCUUUA
Molecule: messenger RNA, 877 nt
Organism: Arabidopsis thaliana (thale cress)
Lineage: Eukaryota; Viridiplantae; Streptophyta; Magnoliopsida; Brassicales; Brassicaceae
Product: RNA-binding (RRM/RBD/RNP motifs) family protein
Exons: 4
Coding region: 140-685 (181 amino acids)
Cellular component (GO): chloroplast
Molecular function (GO): nucleic acid binding; RNA binding
Source: RefSeq, marked reviewed